GGCAGCGCAGCGUGCGCUCGGCACCUUCCUCGCGCAGGGCCGCUUGCUGCGUCCUUGGGCGGCGAUGCCACCACCCUGGCUGGUCUACUGCGGUCCGUGGCGCUGCGCUCGGAGGUCGUCUCGACGAAUCUCUCGUCGUUUGUUGCUCUCGUGCUCUUCCUCAUGACCGACCUCCCCGACGCCCCGAUUGCCACGCUCCUGGCCGAGGUGCUGACGCUGCCAGCGCUCUCCGAGACACUGCCAUCAAGCGCGGUCGCGACCCUGGUCACGCUAUGGCCUCGCCUUUUAGCAGCGCCGGUGGCCGACGCCGCCGCGCUGCCGACGUCGCCGCUUCCGGGGCUCGAAAGCGCCAUCUUCCUCCUCGCCAACAUGCUCUGGAUCGCAUCCCUCGUCAACCUCGAGGCGUCGAUGCCCGCGUUCGUGCACUGGGCGUGGACCAUGCUGCAGGUCGUGCCCGAUGCGACCUAUGGCGGCAUGGCCUGGGUCCGCGUCUCGGCGUCGCACUCGGUACCGGCGCCCGUGCCACCGGCCGUGACCCGCCACCUCCAGUACCUCUACAGCCAUACAAUGAUGCAAUCGCUGGUGCCCCGGGGCUUUCGCGUGGAUGCGACCAAGAUCACCAAGCCACUGACGACGACUCUACCGACGCCGAUGCUGCCCAAUGCGAUCCUGAACGAGGAAAAGUUUGGCUUUGGCAACAUUGCGCAGCAGUCGGGCUCGUCCAUCUGGAAGCGGUUCUGGCACCAACCGCAAAAGUGGGCCACCAAGCUCUUUGGCGCGUCGUCGCGGUCCAAGGCGCCACCGAGCAGCCUUCGCAGCACCGAGAAAGGGGAAAACCUUGUGCCCACUGCGUUUGAUAGCACUCUCUUCAUCUCUCUCGCCAAGCUCUAUGGCUUGUUUCUCUUUCGCUGGACGCCGCGGGACGCCAAGGUGCCGCAUGCGCUCCUGAGUGCGCUCGCCUUCUUCAAGGCGCUAGACGGCACGUCGCUCGUCACCACCUUGUGGCUCUAUCUGCAAGAAUCGCUCGACCUCGCAGCCUACGCCGAGACAACGGCGGUGGAAGCGACGACGGCGGGCGAUGGGGUCGGCAACGUGCUCUUCCUCUUUGUCCAGUGUUACAACCAACUCUUGGUCGUGCUCGACGACGACGAGAUGUACGACCGUAUGUACCCGCUGCCGCUGUUUGAGGUCGAGCGCGUCGUGCUCUUCUUCAAGCCGAUGCUGUUCCGCGCCUAUGACGCGCCGCGACGCAUCGACAGCUUUGGCGACCGCAUCGUAGCCGGCGCGACGCUGCUUCUGCAGCAACUCUACAACCGCUGCGCGCGCACGCCGUUCUGCAACGUCACGAGCUGGGUCCUCUCCGACAUGGACGGAUCGGCGGUCCUCGAGCGCAUCCUAAAGAACGAGCCACAAGCGCUCUCAUUGGUCCAGCACAUGCCCUACUUGCUCCUGUAUGCGGACCGCGUCCGACUCUUCGAGGCCUGGGUCCGUCUCGACCGUGCACAGCACCAGGCCCCGGACAUGCCGGGCUUCCGCAUCAACAUUCGCCGCGGGUACAUCCUCGAGGACGGGCUCACGAAACUCAACGUCAUCAAGCGCGAUCUCAAAAAGAAGAUUCAGGUGCACUUUAUCAACGCGGCGGGCAGCGAAGAAGUGGGUAUUGACGCCGGCGGGCUCUUCAAGGAGUUCUGGACCGACCUGAGUGCGCUCGCGUUCGACCCCAACUAUGGUCUCUUUAACGUGACGAGAGACCAGCUCUUGUACCCGAGUCCGCACUCGGAAACGGUCCACCAGAGCGACACCCUCCUCUUUGAGUUCCUCGGACGCAUUCUCGGCAAGGCGCUGUACGAAGGUCUCGUCGUGCAGCCUCGCUUUGCGCGCUUCUUCCUCACCAAGCUCCUCGGGCGCCCCAACCUCUGGCACGACCUUCCGUCCCUCGACCCCGAGCUCUACAAGAACCUUUCGUUUCUCAAGAGCUACGAAGGCGACGUGGCUGACCUCGGGCUCUCGUUCAGCAUGGACCAAGACUGCUUUGGCGUCGCCAAACACGUGGAGCUCUUGCCGGGCGGCGCGACGACGGCCGUCACCAAUGACAACAAGCUGCGCUACGUGCAUUUGAUGGCGCAUUUUUACCUCAACACGCAGAUCCAGCGGCAAAGCGCUGCGUUUCUGCGUGGUCUCCAGGACGUGAUCGACGUCAAGUGGCUCCACCUCUUCAACGAGCCCGAGCUCCAAGUGCUCAUUUCUGGCACGUCGCAAGCUCUGGACGUGGCGGACCUCAAGCAAGCAGCGACGUUCGCGGGCGGAUACUUUGGCCACGACAAGCGCGUGCAGUGGCUCUGGAAGGCACUCGAGAGCUUCUCGCCCGCGGACCAGGCGCGCUUCCUGCGCUUCGUCACGUCCUGCGAGCGCGCGCCGAUCUUGGGCUUUGCCUCGCUGCAUCCACCGUUUGUCGUGCAGCGCAUUCCGAUUGCAAAGGACGACGAGAAGCUGCCGUCUGCGGCCACGUGCUUCAACACGCUCAAGCUACCGACGUACUCGAGCUACAAGGUGCUCCGGGAGAAGCUCUUGCUGUCCAUCAACGCCGGCGCGGGCUUUGAGAUGACGUAG
This is a messenger RNA of Saprolegnia parasitica CBS 223.65, 2610 nucleotides long. RefSeq lists its product as hypothetical. The record is from RefSeq and is a predicted model, not a curated record. The transcript is spliced from 14 exons. Bases 163 to 2610 code for a protein of 815 amino acids. Gene Ontology annotation, biological process: ubiquitin-dependent protein catabolic process; protein polyubiquitination. Lineage: Eukaryota; Oomycota; Saprolegniomycetes; Saprolegniales; Saprolegniaceae. Gene Ontology annotation, molecular function: ubiquitin protein ligase activity.